Salvelinus sp. IW2-2015 is the source of this 4404-nucleotide messenger RNA. Its product is annotated as contactin-associated protein-like 4. Lineage: Eukaryota; Metazoa; Chordata; Actinopteri; Salmoniformes; Salmonidae. The record is from RefSeq and is a predicted model, not a curated record.
AGAAUGCAUUCAAUUGUUCCUCCUCGAGUCGGACUCGGCAGCAGUUGGAUGGCGUGAGCAGCAGAGCACUGCACAGGACAGAGCAGACGUACAGGCAGCACACAGAGGCGCGCGAUUAAUUGACGGAUCUAGAGGACAGGACAGGGCUCUGUCCUCCAGUAGCAUCCUUUCGUUUCGAACAUGGAUUUGGAGACCAGAAGACACACUGGAAUGCUUUUACAGCUAGCAGUCCUUUUCUGCUGUUCAUAUGGGGCACUUGGAAAAGACAGCUGUGAUGGCCCACUGGUGUCCAGCCUGCCCCAGUCCUCCUUCAGAAGCUCAUCACAGUUAUCCAACAGCCAUGGACCCGGCUUUGCCAAAGUCAACAGGAGAGAUGGUGCCGGAGGCUGGGCUCCUGUAGAGUCUAAUAAGUACCAGUGGUUGGAGGUGGACCUGGGGGAGCGGACAGAAAUCACAGCCGUGGCCACGCAGGGUCGCUACGGCAGCUCAGACUGGGUCUCCUCCUUCCUCCUCAUGUUCAGCGACACGGGACGCAACUGGAAACAGUACCGCCAGGAGGACAGCAUCGGGGCGUUCACUGGAAACAGCAAUGCAGACAGUGUGGUGCAGUUCAAACUGCAGCAGCCAGUCUUUGCCAGGUUCCUACGGUUACUUCCUCUCGACUGGAACCCUAACGGGAGGAUAGGCCUGAGGCUGGAGGCCUAUGGAUGCCCUUACAAGUCUGAUGUGGCAAGUUUCGACGGCAGCGGCUGCCUGCUCUACAGGUUCAGCCCCAACACAACACCAAUUCUAACGGCCAAAGACAGCAUCUCUCUGAAGUUCAAAACCCUGCAGAACUCUGGGACACUGAUACACACAGAGGGACAACACGAUCGCAGCCUCACGCUGGAGUUACACAAAGGAAAACUUUUACUCCACCUUAAAGGUAAAAGUGCCUCUCCUGGUCCUGAGAGCCACACGGUCGUGUCACUGGGUAGUCUUCUAGAUGACCUGCACUGGCACCAUGUAGCCAUCGAGCGCGUUAGAGGCCAUGUCAACUUCACUGUGGAUAAAAGCACUCAGCAGAUCCAGGUCCCUGCAGAACUCAGUCCUUUUGAGAUAAACGAGAUAACCUUUGGCGGCGUCCAGUGCCAUGGAACACAGAAGGUUAUGUCCCUAAGGAACUUCCAUGGGUGUCUUGAGAACCUUCUCUGGAAUGAGGUGAACGUGAAUGAUCUGGCCAAGCAGCACCAGGAGGUCUCCAUCACGGGCAAUGUGACCUUUACUUGUGCUGAGCCGGUCUCCGUCCCAGUGACGUUCGCAGGCGCCCAGAGUUUCCUCCAGUUGCCGGGUGCAGCUCUACAGCAGAGAGACGCCGGUGGCGGCGGGGUUGCCUUGGUGGCGGUUGGUGUGGCGAUCAGCCUGCAGUUCCGGACCUGGAACAGAGCGGGCCUUCUGUUAACCUUUGACCUCCAGCAGCAGGUGGGGAGCCUGUGGCUCUACCUGAGCGAGACCAGAGUCAGGCUGCAGAUACACAAGGCUGGCAGGAUCCUACUGGACGUUGUCACAGGGUUCGGUCUGAACGACGGCCAGUGGCAUUCAGUAGACCUGACUGCAAGAAGAGGUCGUCUGRCCAUCACUGUGGAUAAAGAGGAAAGCUCCACGGCUCAUGCCAGCCCAUCUUUUCCCGUGGUAUCAGGAAACAACCUCUUCUUUGGAGGUUGCCCGGAUAGCAAGACUAACCAGGAGUGCAGAAACCCUUUCAACGUGUUCCAAGGCUGUAUGAGACACAUCCAUGUGGAUAAUAAUGCUGUGGACCUGAUCAAGGUGCAACAGAUGCUGAUAGGAAACUACAGCGACCUGCAGAUUGACAUGUGUGGAAUCAUCGACAGAUGCUCUCCAAGCCAUUGUGAACACGGUGGGAGAUGCACUCAGUCUUGGAGUACCUUCCAUUGCAAUUGCUCUAACACAGGCUACAGUGGAGCAACGUGUCACAGCUCCGUCUAUGAGCAGUCAUGUGAAGUGUACAAACACAAGGGCAACACAACAGGGCUAUAUUACAUAGACGUGGAUGGAAGCGGCCUGAUCAAGCCACAGCUGAUUUAUUGCAACAUGACUGAUAAAACAUGGAUGGUGAUCCAACACAAUAACACGGAGCUAACCAAAUUAAAGGCCUCCUCUGGGAUAAAUCAGCAUUUAGCCUAUUUUAACUAUUCGGCCGAUGCGGAACAGCUCGGGGCCAUAAUUACCCAGGCAGAGCACUGCGAGCAGGAAGUCUUCUACCACUGUAGAAAGUCACGCCUCUUAAACACACCAGAUGGAUCUCCGUUCACUUGGUGGGUGGGACGUACAGACGAGCCCCAAACGUACUGGGGCGGGGCGGUACCAGGGAGCCAGCAGUGUGGCUGCGGUCUUCAGGGUAACUGCAUCGACUCAGACCACUACUGCAAUUGUGACGCUGACCGCAAAGAAUGGGCUGCUGACUCUGGCCUGCUCAUCCAUAAGGAGAAUCUACCAGUCAGAUGGGUGGUGGUGGGGGAUAUACAGAGACCUGAAUCAGAGGCAGCCUAUAGAGUCAGCCCACUUAGAUGUCAUGGCGACAAGAACUUCUGGAACGCAGCGUUCUUCAACAAAGAGACGUCGUACCUGCACUUCCCCACGUUCCACGGAGAGCUGAGUGCAGACAUCUCCUUCCUGUUCAAAACCACCGCCUCUUCAGGGGUCUUCCUGGAAAACCUGGGCAUUAAAGACUUCAUACGGGUUGAACUCAGCUCUUCGAUGGAGGUCGUCUUCUCGUUUGACGUGGGCAAUGGCCCCUUUGAGGUGCGUGUGGAGACGGGCGGCAUGGCGCUAAACGACGACAGGUGGCACCGCGUUCGAGCGGAGCGGAACGUGAAAGAGGCUUCACUGUGUGUGGACGCUUUCCCGUGCGCCACACAGAAGGCCCCCGCCGACGGUCACAUCCAUCUGCAACUCAACAGCCAAUUAUUUGUAGGUGGCACUGCUUCCAGAAUGAAAGGUUUCCUGGGGUGUAUCCGCUCGCUGCAACUAAACGGGAGGACUCUGGACCUGGAGGAGAGGGCUAAGAUCACGCCCGGGGUGAGUCCGGGCUGCCCGGGACACUGCGGCAGCUACGGGCAUCUGUGCCAGAACCAGGCGAGGUGUGUGGAGAGGUACAAUGGCUUCUCCUGCGACUGUGGCCUCUCCGCCUACGCAGGCCCCUUCUGCCAGAGAGAGGUCUCUGCUUACUUCAAACCUGGGACAUCAGUCCAGUACACAUUCAAGGAGCCGUACGAGCUGACUAGAAACGCCAGCACUCAGUCCCAGUCCUCCUCCAUCUACUCUGACCUGACGCUACGAGGAGAGAAUGUCUCGUUUAGCUUUAGAACCACACAGAGCCCUGCGUUACUGCUCUACAUCUGCUCCUACUACAGAGAGUACCUGGCUGUGCUGCUCAACAGGAAUGGUUACCUGGAUGUUAAAUAUAAGCUGCAGAACAGUAGAGAUGCUGAGGUAUUCAGGACCAGCAUAAGGAACUUGGCCAAUGGACAACUUCACAGAGUCUCCAUCAGGAGGAUAUCAGAGACUGUCAGUGUUCAGAUUGACCAGCACAGAAGGGAAGACUUCAAUCUCACAUCUGAUACAGAAUUCAAUGCUAUCAAGUCAGUWGUCCUUGGGAAGGUGCAAGAGUCUGGUGAGCUGGAUCCGGAGAUUGCCAGGCUGAACUCCCUGGGUUUCAGUGGCUGUCUGUCGGUGGUCCAGUUUAACUCCAUCACUCCACUGAAGGCAGCGCUACUCUACCCAAACACCAGCCCAGUCAUAGUGACAGGACCCCUAGCUGAGUCCACCUGUGGUUCCUCAUCUCCAGCCAAUCCCUACCCAGCCGAAACCACACACMCCCUAUCAGAUCAUUCAGGUACAGUAGGUACUGGUGAGCCUAUAGUUAAUGCAAUCAAGAGUGACUCUGCAUUGAUUGGAGGUGUGAUUGCUGUGGUGAUAUUUGUGAUUCUGUCUGCGUUGGCAAUAAUGGUAAGGUUCCUGUAUCGACGGAAAGAGACGUUCCACAGCCAAGAACCAAAAAGCAUCAAACCUGAGGCAGACAGUCCUGAGUACCCUUUCCACAGCGAGCCCACCUCACAGAACGUACUAAGUGAAAACCAAAAGGAGUAUUUCAUAUAGCUCCAUCUGUCCACCCCCGGACCUUCUCAAUGUUGGACUUAUCCAGUGAAUCUGAUUAAGGAAGUACAGAAAUGCCUUCCGAGCCCUAGAGACAUUAAUUACAUUCACAGUGCAUUACACACACAUGCAGUAAAAGACCCUCAGCAACUGUCGAAACAAGAUGUCUGACCAAAAUGUGGAGAAGAUAAAAAAAAUAUUCUAUCAAUUCGUCCAUGUAUUGUUUUUUCUUGUUUUACUGGGUGUUGU